Molecule: messenger RNA, 2625 nt
Organism: Zea mays
Lineage: Eukaryota; Viridiplantae; Streptophyta; Magnoliopsida; Poales; Poaceae
Exons: 12
Coding region: 573-2366 (597 amino acids)
Biological process (GO): protein phosphorylation
Molecular function (GO): protein kinase activity; protein binding; ATP binding
Source: RefSeq, a predicted model, not a curated record
UCAUUUCAUUUGAUUAUUACGUUAGUGCGCGCAAUAACUACUCCGCCACCUUCCUCUCUCCUCCGAUCCCCUCCCACCGAGGAGACGCCGCCAUUUAUUUCCUCCGUAGAUUUUACACGACAUUCCCCACCUCUCUCCUCUCCUCACAUCCUCUGCUACCUUCCCUCUCCUUCUCUGCCGCCGCUUCCGCGGUUGCGUCUGGCCCCGGCGCCGUCUGCUUCCCUUGCUCGCCCCGUCGCCGCUCCUCGCUCUCUCUUUACUCCAACUGCUCCCACUCGCUCCCCAACCACCUCCCACCUCUGUCUCCACUCCAUCUCCACACGUGGCCGCGCUGAAAGCGGCGGUGCGUGCCCGGGCAGCCAAGCACCAGCGCCGCGCCAUGGCUCCGUGAAUUCGCUCGCCCGCCGCGAUCAAGCCAGGGUUGAUAGUUACUCAGUUGCGGGUUUGGCGCGAGCUCGGUGCCACCGCUUAGACUUGGCCAUGACGAGGCACUGUGCUGAGGCGGCGGCGGCGACGGCGCCGAGCCUCCUCCGAGUCCUCCUUGCCUUGCACUGCGGGGUGCUGUUCCUGCAAUGCUCGGCAGCAUCUGCCAUGGGCGGCGACGGAAGCUGUCAAACUCAUCUCUCAAGGGAUUCAUCGCACCUGAACUUGGGCGGCUUAGUUUCUUGCAAGAGCUGUAUUUGGACCAUAACCUGCUCUUUGGUACAAUUCCAAAACUAAUUGGCUCACUGAAGAACCUGAGGGUUCUGGACUUGAGCGUCAAUCGACUCACUGGACCGAUCCCUUCCGAAUUAGGUGGCUUGAGCAGUGUGAGCAUAGUAAAUUUCCAUUCCAAUGGGUUGACUGGGAAUAUACCGUCGGAGCUGGGAAAAUUACAGAAUCUCGUCGAACUUAGGUUGGAUAGGAAUAGAUUGAAGGGAUCAAUUCCAGGAAGCAAUACUGCCAGUUUUUCUCCUGCUUCAAAUAUUGGAUCCACAGCUCACAAUGGACUAUGCCCUUCUUCCCGAUUAUAUGUUGCGGAUUUUUCUUACAACUUUCUUGUCGGAAAAAUUCCAUCCUGCUUGAAAUAUCUUCCAAGGUCAAGUUUCCAAGGGAACUGCUUCCAGGAUGAGUACUCUGUCCAACAACGACCUUUGCAAAUUUGUACAAGUGGUUCUACUGGCCAGCAAGGUGUCAUAUACGGAUCCAAACAUCCUGGCCAUAAACAUGAAAAAAUGGAGCAACCAAUUUGGCUUCUUGCUUUAGAAAUCGCAACUGGUGUUCUUCUGGUUGUUUUUGUGAUUACUGGUAUAGUUACUGCUUCCAGAAGUUGCAAGCUGAAGCCUUCUAUAAGAAUAUCAUCAUGGAAUCGAUCGAAAAGUUGGAGCGACGAGAUAACAGUGUUGAUUGAUUCUGAUAUGCUGAAAAGUCUACCAAAAUUAAGUCGCCAGGAGCUUGAAGUGGCCUGUGAGGAUUUUAGCAACAUCAUUGGCUCAACUCCAGAGACGGUAGUCUACAAAGGAACCAUGAAGGAUGGACCUGAAGUUUCUGUGAUAUCGUUGUGCGCCUUCGAAGGUCAUUGGACUAGCCACCAUGAACUCUUUUACCAAAACAAGGUCAUUGAUCUGGCAAGAUUGAAUCAUGAGAACAUAGCAAAGUUCUUAGGGUACUGCAGGGAGAGUGAUCCAUUCUCUCGGAUGCUAGUCUUCGAGUACGCACCAAAUGGGACGUUAUUUGAGCAUCUACAUUAUGGAGAGGGAGGCCAAUUUUCUUGGCUCAGGCGAAUGAAGAUAGCCAUUGGAAUUGCCCAGGGGUUAAGAUACCUGCACACGGAGCUGCAGCCCCCAUUUGCUAUAUCUGAGCUGAAUUCGAACUCCGUGUAUGUUACGGAAGAUUUUACUCCAAAGCUGGUGGAUUUUGAAUGCUGGAAAAUGAUGUUCUCGAGACACUCCAUCUCGAGAGACGAGAAGGCUCGUGGGCACUUGAACAGCAAAUCCUCUUUUCCCGGCCACGGGGAUUCUGCAGCGGAUAGACAAGCCGAUGAUAUCCAGGCCAACACCUUCGCUUUCGGAGUGAUUUUACUGGAGAUCAUCAGCGGGCGGCUUCCAUACUGCAAGGAUAAAGGCUAUUUGGUCGACUGGGCGAGCAAGUACCUCCAGCAGGCAGAGGAGAUCGGGAAGCUGGUGGACCCGGAGCUGGGCAGCGUGCGGAGCGAGGACCUGGCGGUGCUGUGCAGCGUGGUGAGCCGGUGCAUCGACCCGGACCCGUCGAAGCGGCCGUCGAUGCAGAUCAUCACGGGCGUGCUGGAGAACGGGAUCGACCUGUCGGCGGCCGCCAUCCUCAAGGAGUCGUCGCUGGCGUGGGCCGAGCUCGCCCUCGCCUUGUGACACGCUCUACUCCCACCACCUUUGUGAAUCCAUACGGCUGCUGAUUGAUUUCCUUGACUGGCGUAGGGUUUGCUGCCGGUCUCAACUGAGCAGCCGUUUCGUAUGAAUGAAUGAAACCUGAAAGGCCAUAUGUAUGUUCUUUUCAUCCAUCCGUUCGUUCUACACAUCCAUCCCGCACAGAUCAUUUGUUUUUUUUUUUUUUGCUCCAAUCUAUUUUAGGUUCAGAAAACAGUGUCGGCAAAAGAAUUAUCCGGUAAAA